Messenger RNA from Prunus armeniaca (apricot), 315 nucleotides. The record is from the annotation of a GenBank genome assembly. NCBI's taxonomy places the organism in Eukaryota, Viridiplantae, Streptophyta, Magnoliopsida, Rosales, Rosaceae.
AUGCAGCUCCUAGAUAUCACUGAUCAUAGGCUGCUUUGUUGGCAGGACGCAAUUUGUGAGGCCAUAACUCUAAGAUUUCAUGUGGAUUUCCUCCUCAAUUUCAUGAGGAACUUAGCAUGUGUCGUGUUUAGAGCGCGUGCCAUUCAUAGCAUGAAAUCAUUGCUUGGUUUCGACAAGGUAAAAGCCGCAGUUGACGCUUUGAACAUUAAGCAGCGAGAUUUAGAGGACCAACGCAAAGAAUUACAUGCCCUUCUUCUCACUAAAGGUGUUUCUGCUGACAGCGCUGAAUGCGUGGCGGAAGUAAUAGCCAGAUAG